AUGGCCUACAAGAUCGCGGUGAUCGGAGAUGUGAACGGCCAGUUUCCGGCCGUUUUCCAGAAGCUGGGUGCACUUCACGCGAAGAACAAUUUCUCCUUCGCACUUAUAGUUGGAAAUCUCUUCGCAAGCCCGUCCGACGCAACCAAGGAGGAUGAGACGAACGUGCGUAAUCUCAUUAGUGGCAAGGUCGACGUGCCCCUCACCACAUACUUCGCUCUAGGCAGCAAUGCGUUUCCCCAGACCGUCGUGGAAAAGCUUGAAUCGUCAGAUGAUGAGCUAUGCCACAAUCUCCAUUUCCUUGGAAAGCGAACGACUAUGAAAACCUCUGAAGGAAUACGCAUUGUGGCACUGGGCGGCCGGCUUGAUCCCAACAUCAUUGCAGGACAGUCCAUGGACAAGUAUCCUCCGUUCUACAGCGAGACAGAUGCCAAGAUUCUCCGGGGAGCCACUACUGCCGAUAUUCUUGUCACGAACGAAUGGCCCGCGGGGGUUCGAAGCCGUUCUAAUGCCAGCUUCAAUGCUGACGUGCCACCCCAAGAACAAGAAUGCAUCGCCGACCUCGAUGUCAUGCUGAAACCCCGCUAUCACUUCUCGACCUCCGGCUCCACCUUCUACGAGCGAGAGCCCUUCUUCCAUGUGCCGAGUGAGGAGACUGACGGACUCUAUCCAGUCACCCGCUUCAUCAGUCUCGCAUCGUACGGAAACAUCGCCAAGCAAAAGUGGAUAUACGCCUUUUCACUGGAUCCCAGCGCAAGCCAUCCCAUCUCGCCGCCUUCCGGAUCCACCAUUUGUCCCAUGACACACCCAGACAACAAGAAGCGGCAAGCUCCAGAGCAACGUGAGCAAGCCCUUGUCUACGAUGACGGGCGCCGCGGGGGUCGCAGGCCUCACAAGCGGCGCAAGGGCGAGCACAAAGGCCCGAUCUCAGCUUCGGAGUGCUUCUUCUGCCUUGCGAAUGAAAAUAUCGCAACGCACCUUGUGACAUCCAUUGGCGAGAACUCAUAUCUGACAACCGCUAGGGGACCUCUCUCAAAUUCACAGACGUUCCCCAAAUUGGGUUUUCCUUGUCAUCUUCUCAUCAUACCCUUCACGCAUCAACCUACCCUCGGCUCUAUGGAAGAAGAGGAUCGUCAUGCAACUUAUGCAGAGAUGCAGAAGUACCAUGCUUCGGUGAACAAGAUGGUGAAGUCGCUUGCAGGAGAAGAGUAUGGCUCUGUAACAUGGGAAGUCAGCAAAUCCAGCCUACCGCACACACACUGGCAAUACAUGCCCGUGCCCGCCGAUCUCAUUCGCAAGGGUCUGCUAGAGGCAGCCUUCAAAGCUUUGGCGGAGAAUCUUCACUGGCCCAAGUUUACUAAAGAAGAUGUGGGUGACGGGUUUGAAGAGACGAGCGACUAUUUUCGAGUUCUGAUCUGGGAUCCCAGGAAUGACGCUGAGAAGCAAACCAGCCUCAUUCUUCGCUUCGACGAGAAAAUACGAUUCCAUCUCCAGUUUGGCCGAGAAGUGCUUGCCAAGCUACUGCGACUCGAUAGUCGCGUAGACUGGCGAGAUUGUGGGCAGACGCAGGCAGAGGAGGAGCAGGAUGUGGCCAACUUCAAGAAGGCAUUCCAGGAGUUCGACUUUGCAGCUGAUUAG
Messenger RNA from Trematosphaeria pertusa, 1635 nucleotides. RefSeq names its product CwfJ domain-containing protein. Gene Ontology annotation, cellular component: post-mRNA release spliceosomal complex. The record is from RefSeq and is a predicted model, not a curated record. Gene Ontology annotation, molecular function: RNA lariat debranching enzyme activator activity. NCBI's taxonomy places the organism in Eukaryota, Fungi, Ascomycota, Dothideomycetes, Pleosporales, Trematosphaeriaceae. The coding region runs from base 1 to 1635 and encodes 544 amino acids. The transcript has 2 exons. Gene Ontology annotation, biological process: mRNA splicing, via spliceosome.